AUGGUCCUCCUAUCUCUGCUUGUUGGCCUGGCAGCUAGCCCAUUCGUUCUGGGUGCUGCAUAUUACCCCCGCCGUUCUACUCAGCAAGUGACCACUUCCUAUGGUACCGUUCAAGGAGCUACAUCAGACCUCAACAGCGCCGUCAAUGUUUACAAGGGCAUCCCAUUUGCAACCCCACCAAUUGGUGACUUGAGAUGGACAGCGCCUACCGCACCGUCCAACUGGACUGGAACUCUCAAUGCAACAUCUUUUGGAGCCGAUUGUGCCCAAAGUUAUUCAGCUCUCGGCCUUUUCUCUUCUGGCAGCGAAGAUAUCUCAGAAGAUUGUCUCUACAUGAACAUCUGGACGCCAGCAAAUGCGACAUCUACUUCAAAUCUCCCCAUAUAUGUUUGGAUCUACGGUGGAAGAUUUGAGGGAGGUGCUGGAAGUGUGCCUACAUACGACGGUUCUCACCUUGCGUCAAAGGACAUUGUCGUUGUGAACUUCAACUAUCGCAUGGGCCCUUUCGGUUUCCUAGCUCAUCCUGAACUCAAUGCUGAGUCUGGUCAUAACGCUUCUGGAAACUAUGGGCUUCUUGAUCAGAUCCAAGCUCUCACUUUUGUGCAGUCGGAGAUUGCGACCUUUGGUGGUAACCCCGAUCACAUCACUGUUGGUGGACAGUCAGCUGGCUCUGCAAGUGCUUUAGACAUGAUGUACAGCCCUCUCAGUAGCGUCAAGAUUGUCGCAACUAUUGCUGAAAGUGGGGCACGCGGCCCACACGACCCAGAAACCUAUGGUUUAGCAACCGCUCAUCGUACUAAAGCCGCAGCUGAGGGCAGCGGUAUUACAUUCUUGGCUGAGAUGAAUGUCACCUCCAUCGCUGAACUUCGAAAUGUCUCAAUGGACGAUCUUCUCGUCUACGAUAAUUCGGGGGACACCGUUCUUGACGGUACUGUCUUUAAAAAUAGCUCCGCCAUCCAGGAGCCACCACUUUGGCGCCCGGUCAUAGACGGCUACGUUUUACCAUACCUCUAUGGAGAAUCACUCCGGUUAAACACUCACGGUGAUAUUCCCAUCUUGACAGGAGACAACAAGGGCGAAACCUCAGAUGACACAAUGACUCUCGCUGAAUACGAAGAAGGCUUCACAGAGAUCAUGGGCAACCUAUCUGCCGCCUUUUUUGAAGCAUACCCUGCUACUGAUGCGGCUACUGCCGGAAAUAUGAGCUUCGCUUUCUGGGACGACGUGAACCGCGUCUCAACGUACGACUGGGCUCAAGCUUGGUACGGCGGAGGGGCAACCAACGAUGUCUUCGUCUAUUACUGGACUCAUGCGCCACCAAACCAAACUGCAGGCGCUUAUCACGGAUCUGAAUUGUGGUAUGUCUUUGGAAACAUCCCAACUUAUUACAACUUGACUUGGACUACGCAAGAUUAUGCCUUGCAGACCCAGAUGUCGGCAUACUGGGCCAACUUCAUCAAGACUGGGAAUCCGAACGGUGGCAAUCUCACUACUUUCCCGGCAAACACUGAGAAUGUUACUGAGGUUAUGUGGCUGGGUGACUCGACUGGUUCUUCGUACUUGACUCAGAAUACGAGCGGGUUCACAGUGAUUCAAGAAUUUUUCUCCCAGCAGAUUGAGUUUUAG
This is a messenger RNA of Hyaloscypha bicolor E, 1626 nucleotides long. RefSeq names its product prolyl oligopeptidase-like protein. The transcript is spliced from 2 exons. The record is from RefSeq and is a predicted model, not a curated record. Lineage: Eukaryota; Fungi; Ascomycota; Leotiomycetes; Helotiales; Hyaloscyphaceae. The coding region runs from base 1 to 1626 and encodes 541 amino acids. Gene Ontology annotation, molecular function: cholinesterase activity.